AUGCCCCGGGUCACCUCACUGCUGUCUGCCCUGCUGUUCGUUCUCCUACCGGGCUCGAGCUGGGGAUAUUUCCCCGAGGAGCGCUGGAGCCCCGAGUCUCCGCUCCUCGCUCCCCGGGUCGUCGUCGCGCUGGUCUGCCGCAACUCGGCGCACUCUCUGCCGCUGUUCCUCGGAGCCAUUGAGCGCCUCAACUACCCGAAGGACCGCAUUGCGCUGUGGGUGGCGACAGAUCACAACAUAGAUAACACCACAGCCAUCCUGAGAGACUGGCUUGUCAAGGUGCAGAAUGACUAUCACUAUGUGGAGUGGAGACCUGAAGAUGAACCCAGUUCCUUUGAAGACGAGGUGGGGCCUAAGCACUGGAAUAAUCUCCGUUAUGAACACGUAAUGAAGCUCCGCCAGGCAGCGUUGGAGACUGCCCGUGAGAUCUGGGCCGACUACCUGCUGGUGGCUGACUGUGACAACCUGCUCACAAAUACGGACACGUUGUGGAAACUGAUGAGUGAAAACAAGACUAUUGUAGCGCCAAUGCUGGAGUCCAGAGCCGCAUACUCUAACUUCUGGUGCGGGAUGACUUCACAGGGUUACUACAAGCGUACACCAGCCUACAUGCCUAUCCGUAAGCAGGAGCGUCUUGGCUGUUUUGCUGUACCGAUGGUCCACUCCACCUACCUAGUGGACCUACAGAAAGACGCCUCCCGUCAGCUGGCUUUUUAUCCACCACACCCUGAGUACAGCUGGACCCUGGAUGAUGUCAUCGUCUUUGCCUACUCAGCUCGCAUGGCAGGUGUGCAGAUGUACGUGUGCAACAAAGAGACUUAUGGUUUUUUCCCAGUUCCAAUGCGUUCCCAUGGCACCCUACAGGAUGAGGCGGAGAGCUUCGUGCAUACUCAGCUUGAGGUCAUGGUGAAAAAUCCUCCACUGGAGCCCUCCAGCUUCCUGUCUCUUCCUCCCAAGCAGCCUAACAAGAUGGGCUUUGAUGAGGUGUUUAUGAUAAAUCUGGUGCGGAGAUCCGACCGUCGCGAGCGAAUGCUAAGAACUCUGUAUGAGCAGCAGCUCAGCUGUAAGGUUGUUGCCGCUGUGGAUGGCAAAGCUCUGAACAAGACUGACAUAGAGUCUAUGAGGAUUAAGAUGCUGCCGGGUUACAAAGACCCUUAUCAUGGUCGGCCUCUCACCAAAGGUGAACUGGGUUGUUUCCUCUCUCAUUACAACAUCUGGAAGGAGAUAGUAGAUCGUGGUCUACAGACCUCCCUGGUCAUCGAGGACGACCUCCGCUUCGAGGUGUUCUUCAAGCGGCGUCUCCAGACGCUGCUGCAGGAGGUGACAACACACAAGCUGGACUGGGAUCUCAUUUACAUCGGGCGGAAGCGGAUGCAGGUGGACCACCAAGAGAAGUCUGUACCAAACAUCCACAAUCUGGUGGAGGCAGACUACUCCUACUGGACACUCGGCUACAUGUUGUCAUUACAAGGAGCCCAGAAGCUCCUCGGGGCCGAACCUCUGACCAAGUUACUACCUGUUGAUGAGUUCCUCCCUGUCAUGUACAACAAACAUCCAGUUUCAGAGUACAUGGACCACUUUGAGAGUCGGGACCUGCGCGCGUUUUCUGCCGAGCCGCUUCUGGUGUAUCCGACCCAUUACACAGGAGACCAGGGCUACAUCAGUGACACGGAAACAUCGGUUGUGUGGGACAACGAGACUGUCAAAACCGACUGGGACCGAGCCAAGUCGAGGAAAACUCAGGAGCAAGGGGAGCUGAGCUUUGAGGCCCAGAAUUCUGACGUACUGCAGUCUGAACUGGAGAACUGGAGCGCACGGGACGAGCUGUGAUGAAGAAGAGAGGACGUGAGGAGAAGACAUUGAGAGAACUCUUGCAAACAGAGAUAAGAAUGAGGGAGAUAGAACACAGCUGUGAUAGUGGAGGAAAUGGAUAAGAUGGAGAGAAUAUAGCAGAAUGUAGAUGAAGAGAAAGAUAGGGCAGAGUAGAUGGAUACAGGGACGGUGAGGGACAAAUGUACAUUUCUCUCUCCACUCUUUGAUCUUUCUCUUAAGAGGUGAGGCGUAGAUGUAGAGUUAACUUUUGAAGAGUCAGCUAGCAGCUUUUAUUUAUUGCAUCCAACGCCCAUCCUUUGACACCAGCCUGGUUCCAUGUUUUAAAUAUUUUGCCCAGAUUUAUCCCAUACAUACCACAUUAUAUAUAAAUUCCUCCAGAGAAAAUUAAAAAUGAAUACAUAAUUGGAAGAAAAUGCAGUAUUUAGCACCAUUCUAACACGCCUCUAAAUGAUAUCUAGUCACAUUUGAACUUCACAUCCCCUAAUUACACAUGAAGGUAUGCUCUGGGUUUGAAAUAGGAUCCUCUAAAAUAUAAAAGGAUAAUGUUACUUAUUUUUUUAUACUAAGCUCUCAAAGCAGAAAACAAAUGUUGCCUUUUCUAUACAGUGUUAUGCUCUCAGUGGUUCCCAACCUGUUUGGCUUUUGACCCCCUAAAAAGAAGCAAUGUCUACUUGCAACCCCUAAUCACCAGUUGUAUAUGUCUACUGGUAGAACUGGGAACCACUGUCUUCUUCUUCUUGUGACUCUUAACACCUUGCUGUCUAGUUUAGCCUGUGUGUUAUUUAAGUAGGUUUUAUAAGGUUGUUACUUAAUAACCUUAUAUAUUGGGAAUGUAUCAGCGUUUUCUUUUAUCUGCCGUUAAACCUUUUUAUACUUUGACAGCGGCCAUGUAUUGGUUUAGUGUUUU
Messenger RNA from Sander lucioperca (pikeperch), 2740 nucleotides. Its product is annotated as procollagen galactosyltransferase 1-like. The record is from RefSeq and is a predicted model, not a curated record. Gene Ontology annotation, molecular function: procollagen galactosyltransferase activity. Lineage: Eukaryota; Metazoa; Chordata; Actinopteri; Perciformes; Percidae. The coding region runs from base 1 to 1830 and encodes 609 amino acids. The transcript has 12 exons.